Molecule: messenger RNA, 2628 nt
Organism: Lampris incognitus (smalleye Pacific opah)
Lineage: Eukaryota; Metazoa; Chordata; Actinopteri; Lampriformes; Lampridae
Gene: adss2l
Product: adenylosuccinate synthase, like
Exons: 13
Coding region: 5-1534 (509 amino acids)
Biological process (GO): 'de novo' AMP biosynthetic process; IMP metabolic process
Cellular component (GO): cytoplasm
Molecular function (GO): GTP binding; adenylosuccinate synthase activity
Source: RefSeq, a predicted model, not a curated record
CAGCAUGGCAUUCAAGAUGUCUAAAGCUAACGGGCUAGAAACCGCUUCUCUGAACGGGGAGCCGGCGGCGAAGCGGCCGCGGGAGCACGACAACCUGCGCAGCCUGAAGGAGCCGCAGGAUAAAGUCACCGUGGUCCCUGGCGCGCAGUGUGCAGAUGAGGGCAAAGGAAAAGCGGUGGACUUGGUUGCAAUGGAUGCGGGGCCGCGCAAGUACGAAAACCUGCGCAGCCCGAAGGAGCCUCAGAAUAAAGUCACCGUGGUCCUUGGCGCGCAAUGGGGCGACGAGGGCAAGGGAAAAGUGGUGGAUUUGCUUGCAAUGGAUGCGGAUAUCAUAUGCCGGUGUCAGGGAGGAAACAAUGCAGGUCACACAGUGGUGGUCGACUCAGUGGAGUAUGACUUUCAUCUGCUGCCCAGUGGUGUGCUGAACAAGAAGGCUGUCUCCUUCAUCGGCAAUGGAGUUGUGAUACACUUGCCUGGUCUUUUUGAUGAAGCUGAGAAGAAUCUACAGAAAGGCAAAGGACUGCAAGGAUGGGAGGAGAGGUUAAAGAUAUCUGAUCGUGCCCACAUUGUGUUCAACUUCUAUCAAGCUGUUGAUCGGAUCCAGGAACAGCAACGGCAGCAACAGGCAGGGAAAAAUUUGGGAACCACACAGAAGGGCAUUGGUCCUGCCUACUCAUCUAAAGCUGCACGGAAUGGUCUACGUGUCUGUGACCUUGUUUCUGAUUUCAAGGUUUUUGAGGAGAAGUUCCGCGUGUUGGCUGAGCAUUUUCUGACCAUGUAUCCCAACCUCAAUAUUGACAUAGACAGUGAGCUUAAGCAGUUGAAGGGUUACGCUGAAAAAUUGCACCCUCUGGUGACUGAUGGUGUGUACUUCAUGCACAAAGCGCUUACUGGGCCCAGUAAGAAAAUACUGGUGGAGGGAGCCAACGCUGCCCUCCUUGAUAUUGACUUUGGGACGUAUCCCUUUGUGACGUCUUCAAACUGCACUGUUGGAGGAGUGUGCACUGGCCUGGGUGUGCCUCCUUCAUACGUCGGUCGGGUGUAUGGUGUUGUCAAAGCUUACACCACUCGGGUGGGUGUCGGUGCUUUCCCAACGGAGCAGAACAAUGAAACCGGAGCUCUGUUACAAUCCAGAGGGAGGGAAAUUGGUGUGACUACUGGCCGAAAGAGGCGCUGUGGUUGGCUGGAUCUGAUUUUGGUCAGAUAUGCCCACAUGGUCAAUGGCUUCACCGCAAUUGCUUUGACAAAGCUUGACAUUCUUGACACACUACCUGAGAUCAAAGUGGGUGUGGCCUACAAGGUUGAUGACCAGCCUCUACCUUGCUUCCCAGCUAACAUGGAUGUUUUGACGCGAGUGUCUGUGGACUAUGAGACAUUACCAGGCUGGUGCUGCAGCACAGAGGGCGCGCGGAGCUUUGAGGAGCUGCCCCCCCAAGCACAAAACUACAUCCGCUUCAUAGAGGACUUCUUGCAGGUGCCAGUGAAAUGGGUCGGAGUCGGCAAAUCCAGAGAGAGCAUGAUCAAGCUUUUUUGAGGUGUCGGAAAAUUUAACAGAACUGAUGGACUUCUGCUCCCCUGCAAACGGAACAACCGCUGAAGCGUUUGAAACGUAAUCUCUUGAAGAAAAUUAAUCACCAGCAAAGUUAAUUAUGCAUUUUGUUUGUAGUUGCUUGUUGUGGUUCACAAUUAUGGUAAAUUCUUCAAAGAUAUAAUUUAUGCUGCAUUCCAAAAGAGAUUUUCUGUAUUUAUUAGGGUGUUGAUUUCUCAUUGCAAGUGGUUCAAUCAGGCUUUAUUUGAUUUCAGUUGAGUGUAAUCAUUUCACAUUUUGCUUUAUUUUUAAAGCAGAAUUUUACAGCCUCUUCUCAGCAUACACUUUUUCUCCAUGUUAUUUUAGAAGAGCCAAUGUUGAACAGAUAUAACCUUGACUCCGAAGGAGCGUAUGAUGAAGCACGAAUGACUGAUUAUCAGGCGAAACGAUGAAAAGGGAUCAAGUUCAAAUGUCUCGGUCAUGAGAUACGCUUGUCAACAUUUUUAAUGUAUGGUUUUAAAAUUGGUUGUUAAACAUUCAUUCUUUAUCCAAGCCGCUUAUCCGUAUUCGGGUUGCGGGAUGCUGGAGCCUAUCCCAGCAGUCAUUGGGCGGCGGCGGGGGGGGACACUCUGGACAGGCCGCCAGUCCAUCACAGGGUUGUUAAACAUCUCCAUUGCUUUUCAAUUCUAGAGAGGAACAUAAAAAGUACAAAGACUUGUCGCCAUUAUGGUCUUGUCAAAAGCCCCUCUAAAUGUUUUCUCAUCACGCUUCAGUGGUGGCGGAUCCAGCAGACAGACAUUGGGCGGUGUUAAAAGGGUUCAUGUAACCCUUCUAAAAGUAGAGGGCCUUAAUGUACAUACACUUAAGAUGCAUUGCAAUACGUUACGUUUAAUAUUGAAUACAUUUUGUUGAAACGAUAAAUAACUUCAACUCAUUGUGUUUCAAUGAAGACUCAAUAAAUGUGAAAUGUCAAGUUUGUUGGUUUGUAUACUGUCAUCUUUAUUAUUUGUUGUGUUAUGUGGUACAAUUGCAUUGUGUUAACCUUAAUCUGAUGACAAAAUAUAGUUACUGUCAACAGUCACUGGAAGCUUUCGUUUUAA